CGGGGUAUAAGAGGGGGUGGAGCUGGCACUGCAGCCGGAUCCGGAUGCGGCGCCGUGACCCGCUGGGAGACUGACGCGUCUGCAGGAGAGCGUGGAUCGCUCCGGUGCGACUUUAUUGGAAAGAUGAAACCUGAUGAAACGCCUAUGUUUGACCCAAGUCUGCUUCAAGAAGUGGACUGGAGUCAGAAUACAGCCACAUUUUCUCCAGCCAUUUCUCCAAUGAAUCCUGGAGAAGGCCUGGUUUUGAGGCCUCUCUGUACUGCCGACUUGAAUAAAGGUUUUUUUAAGGUACUGGGUCAGUUGACAGAGACUGGUGUCGUCAGCCCCGAGCAGUUCAUGAAAACUUUUGAGCGUAUGAAGAAGUCUGGGGAUUACUAUGUCACAGUUGUGGAAGAUGUGACCCUAGGAGAAAUUGUUGCUACAGCAACUCUGAUAAUAGAACAUAAAUUUAUCCACUCAUGUGCUAAGAGAGGGAGAGUAGAAGACGUGGUUGUUAGUGAUGAUUGCAGAGGGAAGCAGCUCGGCAAACUGUUGUUAUCAACUCUCACUUUGCUAAGCAAGAAGCUUAACUGUUACAAAAUCACCCUUGAAUGUCUACCACAAAACGUUGGCUUCUACCAAAAGUUUGGCUAUACAGUGUCUGAAGAAAAUUACAUGUGUCGGAGGUUCCUAAAGUAAAGACAACCACCAAGACAAUGAAUGCUCCAAGGCUUACUGUUCAUUUUUGUUGCUGCAACCCAGUGAGCUCCAUACCUACUAGACUGAAAAACUGCUGUAGUAUGCAAGUAUAAGCGACACAAGAGCAUGCCUGUGGCUGCUGGGACUUGCUCUGAGUUAAGAGUACAAAUGAUCAUAAAGGGGAUGAUUUUUAACCAAAGGAAUAUAUUUUCAACUUGAAUCUUUUCUUGCAUUGUAUUUUUCUAAAGUUUGUCUUCAUUUCUUGGUAGGCAAGAGUAUGGGUAGUAAAGAGUUACAUCUGCUCUGUGCUGCUCAUUUUUAAAUAUAUGUAUAUAUAUUAAAUAAGGCUGUUUUUUAUCACAUAAAAUUAUUUUGUUUCAUCUCAAUAGACUUAAGGGUGCAACAUUUCUCACAUUACAGGGAGUUAGACACAUCUGUUAUAACCAGAUAGAUAUUUGCACAUCUAAACAUUGUUGAUCCUAAUACUGCACACAAAGUGGACAAUCUUUUAAACUAUUUUACUAAGUGUUCGUAUACUUCUAUGCAGACACUGCCCCACCUGUCUCAUCCAAGGGCAGACCUAGAGACCUAGGGUUCUUUUCAUCAGUGAGUGAGCAGCUCUCAGUGGAGGUACUUUUACCCUGGUUUCUUUAUCAUGGGCACCUGCAUCUCAAAAUUCGUGGUACUGCCUUUGUUAUACAUCCUUAAAACAGCUUUUCUAUUCAAUGUGAUUAUAAUGGUACUAUUACUCUGAUCAUUGUCCUGUUUUAUUUAUUUAUUUUAAUGAUUUUGUAAAGUAAAAUUACAUUGUUAACAAUGGUUCUAAUCUUUUGCAUUCCAUGUUACUACAUUAAACUUGUUUAUAUGACUA
Molecule: messenger RNA, 1549 nt
Organism: Cricetulus griseus (Chinese hamster)
Lineage: Eukaryota; Metazoa; Chordata; Mammalia; Rodentia; Cricetidae
Source: RefSeq, a predicted model, not a curated record